Messenger RNA from Rubroshorea leprosula, 641 nucleotides. The record is from the annotation of a GenBank genome assembly. Lineage: Eukaryota; Viridiplantae; Streptophyta; Magnoliopsida; Malvales; Dipterocarpaceae.
GUUCAUUUUACAUAACGGAUUCACAUUCCUAUUGAUCUGUUUGUCCUCCAUAAAUCUCCUGUUGUUACCAAAAUCACCUUACUAGUUAACCAUUUGCAAACAUGGAAAUUUGGCUUGCCAUACUCUUCUCCCUUUGCUUGGCUGCAGUCAUUAAAGCCUUAUUGCACUUUUAUUUCCUCUUCAGGGGUCCACACCGGAAUCUUCCUCCGGGCCCUGCCACCUUUCCCAGCGUUGGCAACUUCCUAUGGGUCGGCAAAUCCUUCCUUAAAAUUGAAUUGGCCCUCCGAAACCUCCACCAAAAGUUUGGUCCCAUGGUAACUCUUCAUAUUGGUCCUCACCCUGUAAUCUUUGUUACUGGUCAUUCCCUUAUCCACCAGGCUUUAGUACAAAUGGAGCUGUUUUUGCUGAUCGGCCGGCAGCCUUUGCCACAGACAAGCUUCUCAGCAGCAAUCAACAGACCAUCAACACUGCUGCUCCUUUUGGACCAACCUGGAGUAGUCUUCGCAGAAAUCCUACAGCUGAAAUGCUUAGCCCUUCUCGCAUCAAGUCUUAUUCUCAUGGCCGUAACUGGGUUUUGGAAAUCUUAAGAGCACAUUUGGUACACAAGAUUGGAUUGAAUUAAAUAAAAUUUAUAGGAUGUG